CAAAACCAUGUGCUAUUGGCGGAGGUCUCAAGAUCUCCACGCGUGUGCGUGUCUGAGAGAGGGAGAGAAUGAAAGAGAGAAUUGGCUAAAUGAGGGCAAAGUGAUGGGUUGACCUCUUGAGAGCAUCUCAACUGAACUCCAGGACGGAGAGGUAGGAGGGGGAGAGGGACAACAUGGAGGGCAAAAAAGUUCUUCAUUUUGUGCCGACCGAGGCCCCACACACCGGAAGCUCCAAGAAUGGAUAUGUAUUCCAGGAAAUGGCAGAGCUGCGGGAAGGAGAACAAGAGAGUUAUGGGAAUAACGCAACCAUCCAAUACAAGGACGCUGCCUAUGACAAUGACAGUCAAAUCAACAUAUCAGAAGCAGAAGCUCCAGGUGUCGGCCUUUUAAAUACAAUAAGAAAGUAUGUGAAGCCGAUGGACUUUUGUGAGGAGGUCCGUGCCUACAGAGACGUGGAUGCAUUCCUAGCGCAGGCAAGAAUCCUUCUGGACGAGGGAGCGUCCACUCUGGAUGGCGUCUUGAGGCAGAUGCUGAACAGCAUGGUGGAGGAUGGCCACGCUGGCUAUGAUGUGAACCAGGUCAUAGACUCGCUGUUCACAGAUGGAGGAGGGAAGGAGAUGGACGUUCACCUGCUGUCAGAAACCCUUCAAGGAGUGACUGUGACAACCACCGGCAUUCAUUACCAACAGUCGUGGCUUUGCAUUCUAUGCAAUGUGAGUAACCUGCUGAGAGUCCACGUUUGCAUUGCACGUCUAGAGAGGCCACAGAACUGGGGAGCCAACUGCUGCGAGGCACGCUACAUCAUCCUCAUACUCGCCCCACCCAGGACGAAAAGUACCAAAUCGGCCAUUGAAGUGGGCCGAACAUUUGCCACCAUGUUCUCAGAUAUUUCCUUCAGACAGAAGCUUCUGGAACCUAAGACCAAGGAGGAGUUCAAACAUGAGCUUGUAUGCCAGCGGCAGCAGCUCUCUGCGGUCAAAGAGAAGGCGGAAGUAGACCGAGUGGAUAACUCUGACCCCAGGAGAGGCAAAGACCUUAAGUGUAAAGAUUUCUUCAAACCUGGUAAAGGUGUUUACGACGACUUACGGCGUCGCCUGCCACUUUACCCUUCUGACUUCACAGACGGUAUAAUAGGGAAGGACCGCUCUCUGCUGAAGUACACCACCACAGCUAUUUUCCUCUACAUCGCAAUUCUGCUGCCGGCCAUAGCCUUCGGGUCUCUCAACGAUGAAAGCACAAGAGGAGAGAUUGAUGUCCAGAAGACCAUAGUUGGCCAGAGCAUUGGAGGUGUGAUCUACUCCUUAUUUGCCGGUUCUCCACUCGUCAUUCCACUGACCACUGCACCACUGGCAAUCUUCAUAAGUGUGAUCCGGGGCAUCUGCGAUGACUACGACUUGGACUUCGACAGUUUCUACGCCUGCAUCGGCCUGUGGAACAGUUUGUUCCUCAUCCUCGGAGGUUUAUUCAAUGUCAGUCUGCUGAUGAAGCUCUUCAAAAGGUCCACAGAGGAAGUCAUUGCAUUGUUCAUCUCUAUUGCAUUUGUUGGCGAUGCAGUGAAAGGCACAGUUAAAAUUUUCCAGCACUUCUUUCAUGAUCCCACAUUGGCGACCUCAAACAGUUCACUUGUGCUUCACGAAAUCACCGAGGUUCUGGAGAAGAUGAAGAAUCAGACAUCAGGCCAUCACAAUGACAGUGGUCCACCGAUAAUGGAUCACGCCGAGGAACAUGCCUUCGUCUUCCUUCCCAAGACUCUGGUGAUUUGCUCUAGAGAGAUCCCCAUCCUGUGCCUGCUGCUUAUGCUGGGCACCUUGUGGCUUGGUUACGCACUCUACCUAGUCAAAAGAAGCCCAUAUAUGAACAGCAAAAUCCGAGAAGUGGUGUCUGACUGUGCCCUGCCCAUCUCUGUUCUGGUAUUCUCUUUCAUCGGUUCCUACCUUUUCGUCAACAUACAACUCCCUGUGUUCAGCGUCCACAAUGGGCCCGUCUUCAACUAUCCUCCCUUCCACAAGCUAUCAGGCCUGAAUGCCCUGAGUGCCGUUGGCCUCGGCUUCCUCCUCGCCCUGCUCAUCUUCAUUGACCAGAACAUCGUCAUUUCGCUCACACAUGUGCCGGAACAUAAGCUGCUCAAAGGCACAGCAUUCCACUGGGACUUAGUGCUGACGGGACUCAUUAACAUCCUCAUGUCCUGCCUUGGGUUGCCAUGGAUGCACGCAGCCUUCCCGCAUUCCUCCUUGCAUGCCCGUCAGUUGGCCAAAAUGGAACAGCACGUGGAGAAUGGCCACGUCUACACCACUAUCGUCAGCGUUAAGGAGACGCGUCUGACCUCACUGGUCGCCAACAUCCUGAUCGGACUAUCUGCCUUCAUGCUGCCCAUUCCUCUCCAGUGGAUUCCCAAGCCUGUCCUCUACGGGCUCUUCCUCUACAUUGCCGCAACGUCACUAGAUGGGAACCAGAUGGUGGACCGCAUGGCCCUGUUGCUGAAGGAACAGACGGCCUAUCCACCCACCCACUACAUCCGGCGUGUGCCCCAGAGGAUAGUGCACUACUUCACGGGUCUGCAGAUGAUCCAGCUCAUCAUCUUGUGUGCCUUUGGCAUGUAUCCUCUGCCCUACAUGAAGAUGGUCUUCCCCCUACUGAUGAUAUUGCUUGUCCCCGUCAGGACCAGCUUUCUUCCAAGAAUUAUUGACGCCAAGUAUCUGGACAUCAUGGACUCACAGUACAUGUAGAACAAGAGGGCACCACAAACAAAAUUAAAUGAAGUAUAGAGUUUUGAAUUAAGCCCGAAUGUGCUUUUUAACAAUCGGUGUAAUGAUGAUAAUCCUUGUUAACUACUUUACAAACAGUAUCCCCCCCACCAAUCAGCCAUUAUUUAGCAACAGCAUUAAAAAUUAUAUCUAUACAAUUAUUACCACAAAAAAAAAAAGAAAAAAAUCAAACCCAAAGAGUUUUGUUUUCUUGCGUUCAUUCAUUUGUUUUGUUUUCUGUUGUUUUUUGUAUUUUGUAUUCAUCUGCAUUCAAACAUUAUUUUUUCCAAUGUUUUGCAUUUUCAAAGAGCAUCAAUUGUGCAAUUGAAAAUGUCCUACUACGUCUAGGUAUGAUAAAAUACAUUUAUCAUUUAAAUGACACUCAAAAGUGUCUUGUCAUUUCAUGUUCCGAUUUAAGAAUGCUUCUGAAUGUGAUGUUAUUACAUUGACAAUUAUAUCUGUGCAUUUGCAAUGUGCGCAUUAAACCGAA
Molecule: messenger RNA, 3234 nt
Organism: Corythoichthys intestinalis (scribbled pipefish)
Lineage: Eukaryota; Metazoa; Chordata; Actinopteri; Syngnathiformes; Syngnathidae
Product: solute carrier family 4 member 11-like
Exons: 20
Coding region: 174-2726 (850 amino acids)
Biological process (GO): monoatomic ion homeostasis; monoatomic anion transport; transmembrane transport
Cellular component (GO): plasma membrane; basolateral plasma membrane
Molecular function (GO): solute:inorganic anion antiporter activity
Source: RefSeq, a predicted model, not a curated record